Molecule: messenger RNA, 3903 nt
Organism: Punctularia strigosozonata HHB-11173 SS5
Lineage: Eukaryota; Fungi; Basidiomycota; Agaricomycetes; Corticiales; Punctulariaceae
Product: coatomer subunit alpha-2
Exons: 13
Coding region: 159-3764 (1201 amino acids)
Biological process (GO): retrograde vesicle-mediated transport, Golgi to endoplasmic reticulum; endoplasmic reticulum to Golgi vesicle-mediated transport; intracellular protein transport
Cellular component (GO): COPI vesicle coat
Molecular function (GO): structural molecule activity; protein binding
Source: RefSeq, a predicted model, not a curated record
CGCCUUCCACGUCUCGCUCGCCAGCCAAAACAGCGCCCGCCGGUGUCCUCGUUCUACGUGUUCCUGACGACUGUUCGACGUAUCGCGCUCUACGGACGCAGCAUCGGCGGCUUUACAAAACAUCCUGAGGAUUCCGCGAGCGAGGAUCGGCCGUCAGGAUGUCGGUUAUGCUCACGAAAUUCGAGUCUAAGAGCAAUCGCGUCAAGGGCCUUUGCUUCCAUCCGACUCAACCUCUGCUAGCAGCUGCGCUGCACAACGGAAGUGUACAGCUAUGGAACUAUCGUAUGGGUGUACUGGUUGAUAGAUUUGAGGAGCACGAAGGUCCCGUACGCGCCAUUGCGAUUCAUCCCAGCCGCCCAUUACUCGCGACAGGUGGUGAUGACUACAAAAUCAAAGUCUGGGAUCUCCGCCCACAGAGUCGGAGAUGCCUAUUCACCCUCCACGGCCAUUUAGAUUACAUUCGCACUGUUCAUUUCCAUCAUGAAAUGCCCUGGAUUAUAUCCUGUUCCGACGACCAGACCAUCCGCAUCUGGAACAGCACCUCCCGGAACUGCAUUGCUAUCCUCACCGGCCACUCACAUUACGUCAUGUCCGCCUUCUUCCACCCCAAGGAGGACCUUGUCGUCUCCGCGUCCAUGGAUCAGACUGUCCGUGUUUGGGACAUCUCCGGCCUCCGCAAGGGCACGCCCAACACUCAACCCGGCGCGUUCGAUACCUUUGACAACUUCUCCACGGUCAAAUAUGUCCUCGAGGGUCACGACCGGGGCGUCAACUGGGCGAGCUUCCACCCUACUCUCCCUCUGAUCGUCUCAGCUAGCGACGACAGGCAGGUGAAGAUCUGGCGCAUGAGCGAGACAAAGGCAUGGGAGGUCGACGCGUGCAGGGGACACUUCAACAACGUUCUCUGCGCCCUAUUCCAUCCUAUGCGCGAGCUCAUCGUAUCCUGUGGCGAGGACAAGACUAUUCGCGUCUGGGACCUGCAGAAGCGUGCGGCGAUCCAGACCUUCCGCCGCGAGCAGGACCGGUUCUGGGGCCUUGCUGCCCACCCGCAUCUGAACCUCUUCGCGGCUGCGCAUGACAGCGGUCUCAUCGUCUUCAAGCUUGAGCGCGAGCGUCCGGCAUUCGCCGUGCACAACGAUGUCGUGUACUAUGUGCGCGACAAGCAGGUGCGGUCGUACGACAUGAACACGGGAUCCGAUCUCGGCCUCCUGGAUGUCAAGAAGUUCGGCAGCCCGUAUAUCCCACCCAGGACCUUGAGCUACAACCCUGCCGAGCGUGCUGUUGUCCUGACGAUGUCUUCCGACAACGGCAUAUACGAGCUGUCCAGCCUGCCCAGAGACGCUAGCAACUCCACCAAAGACUCGGCAUCGGAUGGCAAACGCGGCUCGGGACAGAGCGCCAUCUUUGUCGCCCGGAAUCGUUUCGCCGUGCUGAACAAGACAUCACAGAUCAUCGAAGUACGCGACCUUGCCAACUCAGUGGUCAAGACCGUGCAACCUCCCGUGCAAACGAACGAGAUCUUCUACGGCGGUACCGCUAGCAUCAUUCUUAGCUCUGCCACUUCCGUCGUUCUGUACGACAUUCAGCAACAGAAGACCGUUGCGGAGAUCAAUACACCUCCAGUCAAGUACGCGGUGUGGAGUGCGGAUGGGUCCUUGGUUGCCCUCAUGAGCAAACAUACGAUCACUAUUGCGAACCGGAACUUCUCGCACCAUACGCUCAUACACGAGACGAUCCGCAUCAAGUCUGGCGCAUGGGACGACAAUGGAGUGUUCAUCUACUCUACCUUGAAUCACGUUAAGUACUGCUUGCCUCAGGGAGACCACAGCGUCAUCUGCACGCUUGACAACCCGGUAUACCUCACUCGCAUCAAGGGCAAGACGAUUCAUUGCCUAGACCGCACCGCGCGCCCGCAAACCAUUACGUUCGACCCUACCGAGUACCGCUUUAAGCUUGCGCUGCUGCGCAACAACUACGAGGAGAUGCUGAACAUCAUUAAGACGUCGAACUUGCUUGGACAAAGCAUCAUCGCGUAUUUGCAGCAAAAAGGCUUCCCCGAGAUUGCCCUGCACUUUGUUCAGGACAAGAACAUGCGUUUCGACCUUGCCCUUGAAUGCGGCAACCUUGACGUAGCCCUCGAGAUGGCCAGAGCCAUUGACCGACCUGAGAGCUGGUCGAGACUAGCUCAGCAGGCGCUCAAACAAGGAAACCAUAAGAUCGUCGAGACGGCUUACCAGCGCACCAAAAACUUCGAGCGCUUAUCCUUCCUAUAUCUCGUCACCGGUAGCACUGACAAGCUCUCCAAAAUGCAAAAGAUAGCGGACAUGCGCGGGGAACCGAUGUCGAGAUUCCACAACGCGCUGUACACCGGGGAUGUUCGGGGACGCAUCGCAGUCCUUCGCGAUGUUGGCAUGCAUCCGCUGGCAUACCUCACCGCGAAGACCAACGGUUUGACGGACCUUGCGGAAGAGAUUUUACAGGCCGCCGGCCUCUCUGAAGACGACAUCGAAGAUGUGCCUGCAUUCGGACCUUCGUCUCUCGGUCCUGCGCCAAUCAUCACGUCCACCUCGAACCUCAACUGGCCCUCGCUGGCGACCGGGGAGAGCUUCUUUGACAAGGCCCUCGCUAACGGCAUCGAGCCUUCCGAAGAGCUUGUCAAUGGCGACGCAGGUGGUGCCGACGAGGCUCUUGACCAGUGGGCACAAGACGAGGAAGCGGGCGAGGACGAAGAGGAAGGUGGAUGGGAUCUGGACGCUGGUGCUGAGGACGCGCCGGUGGAGGUGGAAGACGAGUUUGCUACACCACCGGACGAAGAGCUCGGUGCCGGAGCGUCACCUGGAAUCAGCGAGAACGAGUUAUGGAUACGCAACUCGCCGUUCGCUGCAGAUCACGUCGCUGCUGGAUCUUUCGAGACGGCCAUGCAGCUACUCAACCGUCAGCUCGGCAUCGUCAACUUCAGCGAACUCAAAUCGCACUUCGUGUCGACGUACAGGUCGUCUCACGUUUACUUCACGCCGUUGGCCUCUGUACCGCCCCUCCAACUCCACAUAAGGCGGGAUCCCGCGGAGUCCGCAACGAGCAAGGUCCUGCCUGUCGCAGUACGAUCGUUGGCCUCUGUCCGCACUGAGCUGGCAGACGGUUUCCGCUUUGUGUCCCAUAACAAGCUGCCGGAGGCGCAGGCCACAUUCCGUUCAGCCUUGUACUCUUUGCUACUGGUUCCUAUAUCAUCGGACGAGGAGGCACGAGAUUGGCGAGAAACCGUUACCACCGCCCGCGAAUACCUUCUUGGGGUGUCUAUAGAGCUCGAACGGCGUCGCGUAGCUCAGGAAGAUCCAGAAAACGUCAGGCGCAGCUUGGAGUUGGCGGCGUACUUUACGCACUGCCAGCUGCAGCCUCCUCACCUGCAGAUCGCUUUGCGAAGCGCCAUCAACGUGUUCUCGAAGGCAAAUAAUCACGCUGCAACUGCGAAGUUUGCCCGGAGGCUCAUCGAGCUCAACCCGGACCCGAAGAUUGCCGCUCAGGCACGCCAGCGGAUUGCUGCCGGAGAGCGCAACCCGAGGAACGCCAUCGAGACCUCAUACGACGAUUCGACAGAAUUCGACAUCUGCGCGGCGACCUACACGCCAAUCUACCGCGGCGGGGAGCGCGUGCACUGCCCGUACACGGACGCGUCCUAUCUGCCGCAGUUCAAGGGCAAGUUGGAUCCGCUGUUGCAGUUGACUGAGAUCGGUGUGGUCGUGGCGGGGUUGCCGGCGCCGCGGUGAGAGACGUAUAAAGCGUACGAGGUGGAUAUAUACAAUGUUUCUUCGGAUGGAUUUCGGCCGUAACAUCAUGGCGUGAUGUUCGUCGUGAAGGUUCGAGUAAGAUAAACGUCAAAUACGAUAAUGGAUGUUCAUGCUUCAG